GCACUUUUAAAAACGUACUUCAAAAUUCGAUUUAACGAUUUUACGCGAUUACAUUUCGAUUUAUUACUGUCUGGUUUCGUAGUCAAGUUUGUGGGAUUGAUUUAAUGUAUAAUAUGAAAGCUGAAUAUUCACUCGAGCCAGAGAAAAUGAGACACUAAUGAACUUUUAAACUUUAUGAAAAAUAGAUGACGCCGAUGUAUUGAAUUCCAUAAUGUGGACAAUAUACAAAUUGUGGCCGGGAGAAGAUUUAAUUAAUGCUACCCUUAUUCAGGGGUUAUUUACAGGAGAACCGCAUUAAUUGGCGUUAUUGUGUCGGAGAAUUUAACCAAACAAAGAGUCUGCAACUCUCGCCGUUAGAGUUAAUAGUGACGGGUUUUAUUAACAGGAGAUGGUCAUGAGCAUGCGCUGUUAUUAGAUUUUAGAUGUAUGUCAAAAAUCAACGACGAACAAUCAUUAAAGAAGCAUUAAAUCGUUUCUUUCGUCAUAAAGUUAUCGAGUGGGUCGCUAUCGACAAAGUACUUAUGAUAAUGACCCAAUAUAACUUCUAGAACAUCUCCAGCAGAUAGUAACCAGCGAUUUGUUGUUUCUGCUCUCGACAUAGCAGACUGGAGCUAAGUCGCAAAACAAAUAUUCAAGUUGACGAUGCCAUGUCGUUAUUGUAGCAUAAACGGAUUUAAAAACUGCCCAGAUGAAAUAGCCAGAUGUAAAACUGAGAAAUUUGAAUGAAAUGAACAACUCCAGUGAAGAUAAAUGUACUUACAAUUGUCACUAAUUAACUGUUGAGUAUCCUGUGGCGGAAAAUGUCUGAUUUCCCGGAUUUUGUCACUGCUCGUUCUAAGGUCUGGGUAACAACGUAUGUACCGGUGGGCUGGACGGGUGAGCGAAAGGCCGCUGAUGAAGGGAGAAAACGCGCGAACGCCCUUCCUCCAUUACCCAUGGAGCGGGAGCCCACCUUCCACAGACCACCCAGGGGAUUUGUUUCCCUUCAGAACCCAGAGGAGGCUGGGGAGAGCCACUGGCAGAGAAAAUUCAAGAAAGUCAGUUUUGAAAUUGAUCGCAAAGUUGUCACCCACUUGAGGAGAAAGCUGAACAAACGUCUAGACGAUAAGUUCCACAGCUUGGAGGUAGAUUCAGACGAGGAAAAGCAAACAGAGCAAACAGACAAAAAGACAGACAGGAAGAUAAGUGAAAAGGAAGACAAAAAUAUUUUCACAAAAUACUCAGACUUAGGAGAAAAGAUAUUGUACAGUAAAUCAAGAAGAAAAUCAAAAGGUUCUCAUACCAACGAAAAUGAAAGAAAAAAGCACGGCGAAUCUCACGAUGGUGCCAAAUCCAAUGGGAAAUUGCCAUCCAAAUCAUUAUUACCAGAAAUCAAUAAUCAGGAGCAGUUAGCAAUGGACAAUGAGGUCCGUGAUGAAAAGACGAAUGGACAUGUGACAGAAAGUGAGGAAAGUGAUGAAGAGAUAACAGAAUUAGCAAAGCUGAAUGGGAAGAACGAAGAGUCAAGCGUACUGGAAAGCUUUCGGGACUUAGUGGUAUCCCCUGUACAGACUCCUGUUGUCUUCAGACCAAUUACACGACACAGAGCCAGAGAGAAUUCGGACACUGUCGCAGAUAUUUUAAAAGGGGGUGUCCAUCCACCCUGCAUCGCCGAAAGUAAAUCGGUGACACUUUAUGUUUCGUCUGGUUUCACGGACACAGUAGCAGAAAGAACCUGUCUGAUAGAAAAAGUAUACCCGGAAUUGCACACGUAUUGUCGCCAUUUCGGGUUUGAACUCCAGAUUUACGACCUUCGUUGGGGACUCAAGGACCAGAGUACAGAUGACCACGGUCUGCCAACAAUGUGCCUUAAGUAUCUCGAAAAAUGUCAAGAGACAGCUUGUGGGGGUAUUGUUUUGGUAGUUCUUGGAGACAAAUAUGGGCCUUAUAUUCUUCCAUCCACCAUACCUGUGGUAGAAUUUCAAGCAAUAUACGAACAAUCGUUGCAUCAACGAAAACAGAAAGUUGAACUCAUGAGAAAGCGUGUGGCAGAAAUUGAAAAAGCUACGGAAGAACGAGAAAGUAAGAAACAGCAGGGUCUCACAGAAGGCGAGAUCAUGGAAGAUGUUGGAAGGGAUCAUCUCAAACUACAAGGAUUAGACUUACAGCUGGAACCGCCGGCAGGAAAAGAAGCCCUGAACGUGUUUCGGAAUCAUGCGGACAUGAUCAAGAGAGAACAACAAAUAAUCAAGGCGCUAAAGGAGAAAGAGGAGAGCAUGCCGAGUCCACAUCUUCUCCGGCAGUGGUACAAACUAGAUGACAACUGCAGGCCACCAGUUUACAGACUGCAAAAUAUAAGUUCAGUUAUUAAGGAAUACAGUCGUGGUGACGCACGAACACGGGAAUCGGGACGUUUAAUGUGGAAUGAAACUGUCCCAAAACUCCGAAAACUUCUGAAUGAGUUUGCAGACGUGGCCAUCAGAGAUCAACAAUCCAGAAAGAACUAUUUCUCAUCUUUACUAGAACAAGAACUUGACCAGUGUCUUGUGAAUAAUGAUGAGGUCACAGAAGACAUAGUUGUCAUCAAUAGAAAUAUCACAGACCUGCAUAGUAACCUUGGGGACUCGGCGAUAACAGACUAUGCAGAUUUACACCCUACGCAGGAAAAGACUUUGUCAGAAGCAGAGACAUCUUAUAUGAAUAAACUAAAAACAGAAAUCAUCACUGAAAAGGUAGAUAACAACCAUAUUUUGAACCAUGACGUAGACUGGGAUAAAGGUGGAAUCCAACCUGUAACGAACCGCUCACAUCACGUCUACCUUGACAGAAUGUCUAAGCAGGUCCUGGAAGUUCUAAAGAGAGAGUUUUCCAGACACAUCAGUGAAAACAUGGAGCAGAAGGACGCAACAUCCAAACUUUACCAAGAAAUAUCCCAGCAUGUUUCCCUCUGUCAAGAAAGAGGACAACAUUUCCAAGGCAGGCGAGAACUUCUGCAGACGGUGAAAUCCUAUAUUCGCUCAAAGUGUCGACUUCCACUCAUUUUACAUGGCAAAGCCGGCUGUGGAAAAACAGCCCUUGUGUGUAAAGUUGCCCUUGAAAUUCAGAAAUGGUGCAAAGGAUUGAAACCUCAUGUGAUCAUCAGGGCUAUAGGCCGCACCACAGCCUCGAGAAAUGUUCGCACUCUAUUACGAAGUAUUUGUCUACAGCUAUGUCACGUGUUCGGGGGAAAGGCGGAGGAAGUUCCAAUGGAAUUUAAAGGCUUAGUGAAUGACUUUCCUCAACGAAUAAGUCAGGCCUCUGAAAUGGACCCUCUAAUAGUAAUUUUGGAUUCUGUUGACCAGCUAACAGAGGAACACGAAGGAAACAAAAUGGCAUGGCUUCCAAAGGAUCUUCCGGAGAAUGUUAAAUUGAUUAUUACAACGAACCCAGACGAACAAUUCGAAAGUUUUCCAGGUCUUAUGAAAGCUUUUGGAUCCAACAAGGAUAUCACGGUGGCAAUUCCAAGCAUGCCACAAGAAGACGCAGAGUCUAUACUGGAAUACUGGUUGCAACAAGAUCACAGAGUUUUAAUACGUUCUCAGUUUGAUGUAAUCAUCAAUGCAUUCAACAAGUGUGCCUUUCCUCUAUAUCUAAAACUGGCCUUCAUGGAAUCGAAAUUGUGGUCUUCAUUUACAGAUAUUGAACACUGUAAAUUGUCCGAAAAUAUAAUAAAACUAGCUGCACUGAAGUUCGGAAAACUCGAAACAAAGCAUGGAGAACCGCUAGUCAGACGCGCUCUUGGUUACAUUACAGCGUCUCGGGAAGGAAUUACAUCAAAUGAAAUGGAGGAUAUUCUUUCAAUAGAUGAGGCAGUAAUGGAUGAUGUAAUCGUUAAUCUUAGACCGGCUAAGCGACGUUUUCCCAACGUCCUAUGGAUAAGAUUACUCGAGGAUUUAUCUGAUCUUUUAACCCCUACGCUGACUCACGGAGUGAUAACAUAUGUAUGGGCUCAUUCUCAAUUCAACCAGGCGGCAGAUGAACGAUAUCUCCAGAAUCGAGAUAAAGCGCCAUCCUAUCACAAAACCAUGGCUGAAUAUUUCCAGGGAAUUUGGGCAUCAAAACCAAAACCUUAUAUGGGUAAUGAAAAGGGAGUUCUUCGCUGUGUAUCAGAACAGCGCCUAUACUACGAGCCUUGUGAGAACAAUGAAGACGGAUCGGACAGAAUAUACAAUAUUCGUAAAGUAAAUGAAUUGCCAUAUCAUUUGCUUAAUUCACAACAAACAUCUCUAUACAAAUCAGAGGCUCUUUGCAAUUUCGAAUGGAUAAAUGCAAAGUUGUGUGGCACAUCACUACGUUCGCUUGUUGAAGAAUACCAAACUGGACUAGCAGUGGAACCUACCGAUUCAGAGUUAAAGAUGAUGUCUGAUGUCAUUCAGCUUUCUGCUAAGGCUCUAUCAAAAGAUCCACGACAACUAGCGGCACAGAUCGUUGGUCGACUCACCACAAUCAUUGCCAAUGAUAUCCCAAGAGCACCGGGGGAUCCCCCACGUUAUCCCUUCAUUCACAUGCUUCUGAAGCAAGCACACGAACCCUCUUUACCAGCAUUGAUUCCUUCCAUACGCUGUUUGACGGAACCCGGGGGAAUUUUGUUCGACUUGCUAUCUGGUCAUACAGAUCCAAUAACAGCAGUGGAAGUAUCCACAGAUGGCGGGAAAGCCUUCACAGCUUCGAGAGACAACACAAUGAAAAUGUGGGAUCUAAGAACAGGAAAAGUGAUGAAAACCAUCAAUGAUGUAGGCACCAAUAUCACCAGAAUUCGUGUUGGAUAUAAUGUUGCGUUUGUGGUUACUGUAGAAGGCAACGUCAUGCAAGUAUGGAAUGUUCGCUACUCAGAACGUGUUUUACGUGUGGACAAGUAUCCCGAUCCUCCUGUAAUAGGCAUGGCUGGAGAGGGGAAAUAUCUCUGUGCCUUAUUUGACGGAAACAAUAAGUUGAGAACUUGGAACCUAAACAAAGCUGGCCAUCCAAUGAUCAGUGAAGCUCAAACAGAGAACCAUAGAGUGUAUAAUGACAAUUCUGCUCUGAUAUCGCCUUUUUCCUUCGAUGAAAGAAUCCUUCAUGCCUCUAGAGGAGCUAAUUGUGCUCUUGUGAACAACGUUCGUAAUGGAAAACAAGUCCUUAGCUUGAAGUGCAAUGACUAUUCCUCAGCAGUGACAAGCUUAGGCACAUCCAGGGACUACUUCAUUGUGGCCUGUAGGCAACAUUACAUGCAUCUUCACGAAAUUUAUCAACUGGAACUUUUCGAUUUGAAAAAAGGAAGGUACUUACGAAGUGUUCGUGGAUGUAUACACGACAAAAUCAAAGAUCUCUUCAUAAAUUAUAUUGGGUCCCACGCCAUCGCAAUAUGUGCUAGUGAGGAGACGAAUACGUCUGACAUAUCUGUGUGGAAUAUUGAAACAGAAGAUCACAAGCAUUUGGCACGUCAUGCUGGUGCUUCAGUAUUAGGCGCUUGUGCAGACUUCAAAUACUGUCUAACAGCAGGGAAAAAUGAUAAAACACUUAACAUCUGGAAUUUAACCAGUAAAAUCAACCAGUCGAUGCCUAGGCUGAAGAAACAGUCUGGUGUGUUUCAGAUCCUCGCAAUGACACAAAACCCAAGGUACGUGGUUUCCAGACAAUUUAACAACGGCCCCGUCAGUGUGUGGAAUGUAGCGAGAGCAAAACAACUGAAAACAGCUGUUCGAAUAGAGAGAAGCUUGUCCGAUUCCUCCGACGUCGUGGUGGUGAGAGACACAAAGGUUGUCAUCUUAACUGAAAAGGGCAUUGCUAACGCAAAGGAUAACGCUCGACCAGUGUUCCAGACGGUGUUAAUCUACGAUCUCCUACAGAAAAAGUUUGUGAAGAAAAUCAAGAAGUGUUUCAUCACUCCAUGCCCAUCACACGAGUACGUCAUGCUCAAAGAUGAAAUGCUGCUUGGACUUUCUGAAAAUAGAUCACAUUUCGUUAUUUGGAAUUUAAAAACGGGCCAGGUUGAGCAUCGAAUCCGUCCCUUGUUGAAGGAUCUUGAGAAGAAGAUUGCUGAAACUGAUGUCAUGACACUAGCUAAGGAGCGAUGCCAUACCGCCAAAUUGACGCCAUGGGAACGCCGCGUUGAGUCUCAAUCCGCAAAGCAGAGAAGAAGGGAUGCGGCGGUAGAUAUUGAGCGACAGAGAGUGGAAGAAUUAAAGAAAGAAAUCAGUAGCAGCGGCAUAGAUAGGUACCUCCUAAGUGGGGAUCAAAAGAUUGCUGUGGCUUCUUUUUUCGCGCACUUCAUGUGCGUGUUUGAUAUCGAAAACCACGCACAUUUAGCUACUCUUGAGAGUGACACAUCCAUGUUGUCUUUGCUGGUGGCCUCUUUAACCUACACUGGUAAUUACCUUGUUCAAGCUAACUACGACGAAGAGCAGAGAACUAGUUAUGUGACGUUGUGGGACUGCUUUGAAGGUGUAGUAAAGAAACGUCUUAGGAAUGAAAGCGAUGUGAUGGCUCUUGGUUUAAGUGAAGACGCCAGCAAAAUAAUUAUUGGUAAAGACAACAAAGAAAUACAUAUCUGGGAACCGAACAAGUCCCCAUCGCUGCGAAAAAUCCAAGGUGUUCAAGGAUUAGAGUUUAACGAUCUCAGUAAAAUUUUCAUUGUGGAUAAUGACACGCGUGCUGUGGUUUUCGCGGGAGACAUUUCCGUAUGGGACAUUGAACGCGGGGUAGUACUGGCGGUAUUCUCACCAGAUACUAAAAUCACAUGUUGUCACGUCGCUAACAGCGGACGUGUAAUUACGUUCGGUUUGCACGACAUCCCGGAGAUCGUCAUUCUGAAGCUGAUGUCUAGCGAUUUGCCAAGCAUCGAGGACGAAGGUCAGGACAUGUUUGGAGAAAAACCCGCAGAGUCGUCAGAUGAGGAUGACGAAGAGGAAGAAGAGGAGGCAUAAAGGUUGCACGGAAGAGUGAUAUUUCCCUAUGCAGAAUUCCCCCCUGAGACUUAAAUAACAUCACUAAAUACAUAUGGUUUCCAAAUAUCAAUCCAUUGCACUAUUAAACGACUGCGUAACGUACAUGUACAUAAUGCCAGGGCACGUUGUAUUAUGUAUUUUUAUAUAUAGUAUGACUGGGUUGUCACUACAAAUAAAAAUAGUUCCGUUUGUCUUUUAAUAGAAAGACAAAUGUUUAAAUAGAAAAUCCCUUUUACGGCGAACAUGUUCUUUCAUCCAUUUGGAUCUGUUAGACAGUACAAGUUCAGUGGGAAAAUGAAUGUAUAUCGAAAGGUACAGUGAAAGAGAAUGCGUUUACAUACACAAAAGCCAUGGAGUUUGUAUCCAUAGAUAAGGCUGGUUAACGAAAUAAAAUUACAAACAAAGAAAGCAAUACCAACACUAGUGCGAUAUUUCGAAAGACAAAAUUAAGAAUUAUCAAUUUAUGUCAUUAAAAAAAACACAUAUAUUUUUUAAAACCAAAUUCUCACUCGAAAAUAUAUUCAUUUCAAGAAUAUUGGUUUUUAUUGGGGGAAACCACUCAGUUUAAUUGCCAAAAUCGACAAAUUACCCCAUUUGCCCCUUUUUUUUUUACCUGAAGCAAUUUGAUGUCCAUUCUUCUAACACAAUGUUAUGUUGUAUUCCUCGCUGUUUGCGAAUCUUUAUUCUACCGAACUUGAGUUGCGAGUUCAAAGUACAAACCUUUUUAAAGGAAAUCGACAUGCAAUACCUUUCUGCAUCGCACAAUUUAUAUCUUCGACAACCGAGCAAGGUGAAUUUAUAGAGUGUUAUGAAUGAUGUUAGUGGAAUUGAAAGUGAUGUAUUCCAUAUAGUGUGCCUCGUGUGUCCGAAGAGUUUAUUUUUAUAAUGUAACACGAUAUCAAAAAUCACAAACUAUAUAUACCUUUACAAAUUCCGUCCGUAUAUUUUACAUUCGUGUGUAUUGUACAGGUAUUUAUUUACAUCUGCUUUACAAUCUAUACACUAUUGUGUAUAAGAAGAAGGUGAUUUGUCGGUGCUGGUACAUGGUAUAAAAACUUAAGAUACCGCAACAAGUCUCUGCAAUGAUUUAAUUAAGUUUUGUAUGGUAUUAUAUGACAUGUAUUUUAUACUAUCUGUGAUCAAUGAUUUGUGUAUUACAAUGUUUUGUUGUGUUUUCUUUUUAUUGAUAAUUUUAUUUAUAUAUCUUUCGUAAAUAAAAAUCUUAAGAUAAAAAAAA
Ostrea edulis (European flat oyster) is the source of this 8181-nucleotide messenger RNA. RefSeq lists its product as uncharacterized. The record is from RefSeq and is a predicted model, not a curated record. Lineage: Eukaryota; Metazoa; Mollusca; Bivalvia; Ostreida; Ostreidae. Gene Ontology annotation, molecular function: protein binding. The transcript is spliced from 14 exons. The coding region runs from base 801 to 6923 and encodes 2040 amino acids.